AUGGCUAUCACGUGUGAUACGAGAGUGAAGGAAGGUGAGAAAUGCAGAGCAGAGGUUGGAGACGAGAGGGAAAUAACCGGUACGAUAAAGUUUCUUAAAGACAAGAAGAGGUCUUUUGGAAAACCGGGGUCUACCAUGUCACGUUCAGUGAUGAAGAAGACAUGUGAUAUAGGCAGGCAUCAUACUUCUAGGACACCACGUGACUGUGCUGAUGUUCAGGCAGAAGGGGCAACUAUCAGCGGUAUCUACCUCAUUCAUCCGCUAGGAGUGGAUAAUCCGUUUCAUGUCUACUGCGAUAUGGAGACCGAAGGCGGCGGCUGGACCAUGUUUCAACGGAGGCAGGACCCCUUGAACAGACCCAAUCCCGUAACCUUUGAUAGGAACACGACGUCUUACAAAGAGGGUUUUGGCAGUGUCGCCGGUGAUCAUUGGCUUGGCAAUGAGAAGCUCCAUCGUCUCACACUCCAAGGAACGUACAAACUACGGGUGGAUAUCACGCUUAUCCACACCGAGGAACCUAUAUACGCUGAAUAUGGCCAGUUCUCCAUCGGGAAUGAAAGUUCAAAAUAUUCACUGAGGAUCUCAAACCAUUCUGGUAGUGCAGAUGAUGAAAUGUCAUUUCUCUCUGGCCUGCCCUUCUUUAACCCCACCUGGACAGUCUACUGCCGAGGGGGUUGGUGGCGUGAUUUCCACUCUUGCACUCCGGCCUACUUUCCUAACGGUGUUCCGUCAGAUUGGCUCGAAGCACCGAACUAUUUUGGUUGGGCCCAUAAUCUCAUCGCACACUCAUCGGAGAUGAAAAUUCGUCCUGCUUAA
This is a messenger RNA of Lytechinus variegatus (green sea urchin), 816 nucleotides long. RefSeq names its product angiopoietin-4-like. Lineage: Eukaryota; Metazoa; Echinodermata; Echinoidea; Temnopleuroida; Toxopneustidae. The transcript has 5 exons. The record is from RefSeq and is a predicted model, not a curated record. The coding region runs from base 1 to 816 and encodes 271 amino acids.